AUGCAGCCUAUCACAGGAUUUGGAGUGGGUAAAGUUUUAGAGUCUGGUAAUUCAAACUUCCAGAAAGGUGACUUAGUUUGGGGAAUGACUGAAUGGGAGGAGUAUAGUAUUGUAACAUCUACUCAAACUCUCUUUAAAAUCCAUGACAAAGAUGUCCCUCUUUCUUACUAUACUGGAAUCCUUGCUGCUUCUGGAGCAGUUGGUCAGCUUGUUGGGCAAGUUGCAAAGAUGUUAGGUUGCUAUGUUGUUGGUAGUGCUGGAAGCAAAGAAAAGGUAAGUUCUAUUGUGAGCUGUUCAAUAUUAUUAAAGGUUGAUCUAUUGAAGAGCAAGUUUGGGUUUGAUGAAGCUUUUAACUACAAGGAGGAGCAGGAUUUAGCUGCAGCUUUGAAGAAGUUAGUAAUCUUAGAGACCGUUUGGAUUAGCUGAGUGCUAAAUAAACAAUUUAUGUAUUUAGUAAAAAGUGCUCAUAAGUUAGUCAUCUGUUACCAUGACUAAAAAUUCAUUAAUUUUUUUUUUGCAAGAAAUUAUAAAUUCAAAUAUUUUCAUGCAAAUAAAAGGAGGAAUGAAAAAUAUGGAGUGAAGACAAAGUUAGAAUUUUUGAUCUGGGAAAAUAUUUUGAGAAUUAAAAAAAAGAUAUUGAGGAUAAAAUAGUAAAAUACUUGAUCAAACCAAAAGCGUUAAUUUAUAAGUUGAAAAGUCGUAUAAGUUAAGAAUGACCAAGUUAGAUCUUUUGGUUGAUUUUGACUUAUAAGCACUUUUGUUGUUAACGAAACGCGUACAAAAUCACUGGAAAGUAUAUUGAUUUAUAUUAGGUACUUCCCUGAUGGACAUUUACUUUGAGAACGUUGGAGGUAAGAUGCUUGAUGCAGUUCUUCUGAAUAUGAAACUACAUGGUCACAAUACAACCUUGAGCAGACUGAAGGAGUACACAACUUGUUUUGCCUCGUCUCGAAACGAAUUCGCAUGGAAGGACUUUCAUCUUUAUUCGAAAUAUUUAGAAAUAAAGGCUGGUAACGUUGUGUACGUUGAAGACGUAGUUGAAGGUUUCGAAAGUACGCCCCACUGCUCUAGUUGGUCUCUUCUCUGGUCGCAAUAUUGGAAAGCAAGUUGUGAUGCUGAAUUUUACACAAAAUGUUAGUAAAAUGUUUAGUUGGGAUAAGUGUAUCAUGUGCUAAGAAAAUGAUGUGCUUGACAGUUUUGAGUUGUUUUACGUCACUGUAAA
This is a messenger RNA of Solanum dulcamara, 1222 nucleotides long. Its product is annotated as 2-alkenal reductase (NADP(+)-dependent)-like. NCBI's taxonomy places the organism in Eukaryota, Viridiplantae, Streptophyta, Magnoliopsida, Solanales, Solanaceae. The coding region runs from base 1 to 426 and encodes 141 amino acids. Gene Ontology annotation, molecular function: 2-alkenal reductase [NAD(P)H] activity. The transcript has 3 exons. The record is from RefSeq and is a predicted model, not a curated record.